Messenger RNA from Paramormyrops kingsleyae, 665 nucleotides. Lineage: Eukaryota; Metazoa; Chordata; Actinopteri; Osteoglossiformes; Mormyridae. The record is from RefSeq and is a predicted model, not a curated record.
CCAGUGUGAUGAAGCCUAAGCGACCUCACUGCAGCAUGGUGUCAGUGUGAUGAAGCCUAAGCGACCUCACUGCAGCAUGGUUUCGGUGAGAUGAAGCCUAAGCGACCUCACUGCAGCAUAGUGUUAGUGUGAUGAAACCUAAGCAACCUCACUGCAGCGUGGUGCCAGUGUGAUGAAGCCUAAGCGACCUCACUGCAGCGUGGUUUCGGUGUGAUGGGCUGUAAAACGUCAUGUGUUGCAGGCGGCUGCAGAUCGAGGACCUGGAGGCCAGGAUAGCUCUCCUGCCACUACUGCAGGCUGAACACGACAGGAGGACGCUACGGAUGCUACGCGAAAACCUAGAGGAGGAGGUUAGAAUCAUGAAGGACGUCCCUGGCUGGAAGGUGGGCGAGAAUGUGUUCCACACAGAGCGCUGGGUGCAGCCUGUCUCCGAUGAACUCUUCAACCUUCGGCCGAAGGAAGAGCUCCAGCGCAGGAAGUUUGGGUUCCAGUGGUACGUGUAGGACCCGCUCCAGCCCCGCCCUGCCCCGCCCAAGCUCCGCCCCUGCCCUGACCAAGCUCCGCCCCAGUCUUCCAUCAAAACAUCUGUCUUUGAAUGUCGGAGGACAGGAGUUUGGCAACUUGUCUUGUAAAUGUCAAUAAUUAAAUAUUUUUUCUCUACUUCA